UCCUUCCACUUAACCCUAAUCAGACAACCCGUGCGUCUUUCCUGUUAUACCGUUGAAACCCUAACUUCUUCUCUCCCUUCCCUUCCAGACACCACCCUGUUCCAACCUGUCCCCCUCCCUUCCUCCUUCUCUCUCCCUCCAUUCAUCUUCUCACCAUAACAAACUAAGCUCAUCAUCAUCAUCAUCAUCAUCUUCUUCUUCUUCUUCUUCUUUCUUCUUUCUUGAACAUGGCUCAUUUGCCACCAAAAGUUCCAAACAACACAAUGACUAACAACUGUGUCAAGUCUUCUGCCUCUUUUGAUGCUCCGGUAACUACAACCGGAGCUCAAACAUCAUGGGUAGAUGAGUUUCUAGACUUCACAUCGGUUAAACGAAGUGCUCACCGGAGAUCAGUGAGUGACUCUGUUGCUUUUCUUGAACCAGAUCCAAUGAUUACCACUGCAUGUGGUUCAGUGCAUGAAUUUGAUAAGUUGGAUGAUGAUCAACUCAUCUCUAUGUUCUCCGAUGACAUGCCUUUGUCUUCCGGCGGCUCAGCCUCCGAUCACAACAGUGUUAGUGAAGAGAAGCUUUGCUUGCCUUCCGAACAUCGGACCUCCAACGAGGCUGAGAGCAUUUGCAAGACUGAGCCACCGCUUCUCACCCCUCCCUCCGACCAAUCUAUCAUGGAUCCCAAGAGAGUCAAGAGGAUAUUGGCAAAUAGGCAGUCAGCACAGAGAUCUAGAGUGCGGAAGUUGCAAUAUAUUUCAGAACUUGAACGUAGUGUCACAACAUUGCAGAGUGAGGUAUCAGCAAUGUCACCAAGAGUAGCAUUUCUUGAUCACCAACGCUCAGUGCUCACUGUUGGCAAUAGUCAUCUCAAACAGCGAAUUGCUGCUCUAGCUCAAGACAAGAUCUUCAAAGAUGCUCAUCAAGAGGCUUUAAAGAAGGAGAUAGAAAGAUUGAGACUAGUGUACCAUCAGCAGAGCUUAAAGAGAAUGUCAUCUGGAACGGCAGCGGCCGGAGAUCGUCCUGCUGUGCACACUGACAAUGAGCUUGUCAGCUGAAGCAGAACAAUUUUUUUUUAUCUGUUUGUGGAGAAUUUAAAUACUGUAUGAUGUCUGAAUGUAUUCCCUCUUUUUUAUUUUUAUUUUUAUCUUCUUCUGUAUUUUACUUCUACUUCUCUUUUUUUUUCCUUUUUGUCUUAGAUUUAUUCUUUGGAUGUGAAGGUGGUGUUUUGUUUGUGUGUAUGGAAGGACAUUGCAUUAUGAAGUGGAGUAUGUGUUGUGUUUUCUC
Molecule: messenger RNA, 1272 nt
Organism: Dioscorea cayenensis subsp. rotundata (Guinea yam)
Lineage: Eukaryota; Viridiplantae; Streptophyta; Magnoliopsida; Dioscoreales; Dioscoreaceae
Product: basic leucine zipper 61-like
Exons: 4
Coding region: 228-1043 (271 amino acids)
Biological process (GO): positive regulation of DNA-templated transcription
Cellular component (GO): nucleus
Molecular function (GO): DNA binding; DNA-binding transcription factor activity
Source: RefSeq, a predicted model, not a curated record